This is a messenger RNA of Raphanus sativus (radish), 1930 nucleotides long. RefSeq names its product probable glucomannan 4-beta-mannosyltransferase 10. Gene Ontology annotation, cellular component: Golgi apparatus. The record is from RefSeq and is a predicted model, not a curated record. Lineage: Eukaryota; Viridiplantae; Streptophyta; Magnoliopsida; Brassicales; Brassicaceae. Gene Ontology annotation, molecular function: mannan synthase activity.
UACAAUAAUAUAACUAGUAAAAAAAACCAUAGUGCUUAUAUUAGAGAAGCAAUGCACAUCAGAAUCUCUCCAGAAGUUAGUUAGUAUGGCUCUGUUUCUGAAGCCUCUUAUCAUCUUCCUACAUGAUUCAUGUCUUGCCUUCCUCUCUCUACUGAACCAUGGAGCGAGUUUUGAUGAAAAUGCAGAUGGAGUUCCAAACAGACUCCAAGCAUUUAUUAAUGGUGUGGGGAUUAGCAUUGAAACAACAUGGGGACGACAAUUGAGGAGUGUAUUUAUACUUCCUGUAUUCAACUGUUUGGUGGCUUCAUGUUUGAUAAUCUCACUCUUAGUUUUCAUAGAGGGUGUUUACAUGAACCUUGUAGUACUCUACGUUAAGUUGUUUAAGAGAAAACCCGAAAAAAUAUACAAGUGGGAGCCUAUGCAAGAAGACGCUGAGCUCGGACAUGAUUCAUAUCCCAUGGUCCUUGUCCAAAUCCCAAUGUACAACGAGAAAGAGGUCCUUAAAUUAUCUAUAGGUGCUGCAUGUAGACUAACAUGGCCAUUGGACCGCUUGAUUGUUCAGGUUUUAGAUGAUUCCACUGAUGAAACCAUCAAGGAGCUGGUGAACAAGGAAUGUGCAAAAUGGGAAAACAAAGGCGUGAACAUCAAGUGUGAGAGGAGAGAGAAUAGAAAUGGAUACAAAGCCGGAGCUCUUAAACAAGGCAUGAAACGUAACUACGUGAAGCUUUGCAACUACGUAGCCAUCUUCGACGCUGACUUCCAACCGGAGCCUGAUUACCUCCAACGCUCUGUCCCCUUCCUUGUUCAUAACCCCACGGUUGCUCUCGUUCAAGCCCGAUGGAGAUUCACGAACGCAAACAAGUGCUUGAUGACAAGGAUUCAAGAGAUGUCACUCAAUUACCACUUUAUGGCAGAGCAAGAAUCUGGAUCCACUAGACAUGCUUUUUUUAGCUUCAAUGGAACUGCGGGUGUAUGGAGAAUGGCUGCGAUGGAAGAAGCUGGAGGAUGGAAUGAUCGAACCACAGUAGAAGACAUGGACUUGGCCGUUCGUGUUGGUCUCCUCGGAUGGAAAUUUGUCUUCCUCGAUGACCUCAUGGUGAAAAGCGAGCUACCAAGUAAAUUCAAAGCCUUUAGAUUCCAGCAGCAUCGAUGGUCGUGUGGUCCAGCCAAUCUCUUCAGGAAAAUGAUUAUGGAGAUUAUUCGCAAUAAGAGAGUGACGUUAUGGAAGAAGUUGUAUCUCAUCUACAGCUUCUUUUUCUUACGGAAGAUCCUAGUCCACUUCUUCACUUUCUUCUUCUACUGCGUUGUUCUUCCCACAAGCGUCUUCUUCCCCGAAGUCAAUAUUCCAGCUUGGUCAACUUUUUACAUUCCCUCUCUCAUCACUCUCUUCAUUGUCAUUGCUACACCAAGAUCAUUCUAUCUCGUGAUAUUUUGGGUGUUAUUUGAAAACGUGAUGUCAAUGCAUCGGACAAAGGGAACUUUCAUCGGCAUACUUGAAGGAGGAAGAGUGAAUGAAUGGGUUGUCACUGAGAAACUAGGAGAUGCUCUUAAGACUAAGCUACUUCCUCAGAUUGGUAAACCUCGUGACGGGUGUUCCCAAAGCAUAAACUCGAAGGAGAUAAUAAUGGGGAUAUACAUAUUGUGUUGUGCAUGCUAUGGAGUUCUUUUUGGAAACACAUUAUUAUAUCUCUAUCUCUUCAUGCAAGCGGUCGCUUUUCUCGUCUCUGGAGUUGGCUUUGUCGGAACUUGAAAACAUUAUACUGAGCCAUUCCUGAUCAAGAACUUGGUUUGAUGCUUGAUGAGCCGUUCUCAAGUUAUAGUUUGAUAGUCUAUUGUCUAGCUAGGUUAGUUGUAUAUCCCGUGUAUUGAAUAAGAUGAUGUAAUAACAUUAACAAAAACAAGAAGAUGGUGUAAGCCACCUGAAUUUCAA